AUGUCACGUCGACGACCGAGAACGAGGAGGCGAAGAAUCGAAUCUAACGGCCGAUCGAAUCUAGGUAUUCUAGGCUAUGGCCAGCAGAUAGGGAGUUCCAACCAAAACCUAUUACCUAUUACACCACACGCAACCGUGAUAGCCGUGCCCCACGCACAUUCACAUUUGGGAUUGUGUGAGAGGCGCGAUCAUCAAGACACAUUCAUGAUUGAUGCCAAGACGGAGGAUGAGUCGACCAAGCGAUCGAAUCCUGAAAUGUUUGAGACUCGGGUGUCUACGUAUGGAGCGUACAAGUUCGAGGGACGCCACGACAUGCCAGACUCGAGAGCGGGAGCCACGAGUCGUGAAUCGUGCGUGCAAUGCCAAGCCAAGUCGAAUCGUGGUUCGUGGUUCGUGGUUCGUGGUUCGUGA
This is a messenger RNA of Mycosarcoma maydis (corn smut), 411 nucleotides long. RefSeq lists its product as uncharacterized. The record is from RefSeq and is a predicted model, not a curated record. The coding region runs from base 1 to 411 and encodes 136 amino acids. Lineage: Eukaryota; Fungi; Basidiomycota; Ustilaginomycetes; Ustilaginales. The transcript has a single exon.